This is a messenger RNA of Penicillium waksmanii, 1569 nucleotides long. RefSeq names its product putative GABA permease. The record is from RefSeq and is a predicted model, not a curated record. Gene Ontology annotation, biological process: transmembrane transport. Gene Ontology annotation, cellular component: membrane. The coding region runs from base 1 to 1569 and encodes 522 amino acids. NCBI's taxonomy places the organism in Eukaryota, Fungi, Ascomycota, Eurotiomycetes, Eurotiales, Aspergillaceae. The transcript is spliced from 5 exons. Gene Ontology annotation, molecular function: transmembrane transporter activity.
AUGUCAGACUUCAUAUCCAAUUCCAUGUCUAAGAUGCCAGAUCAAAUUGAAACCGGCAACAAAGAUGGCCACAAUAUUGAGAACCUUCUGGUUUACGAACCUGAUGAACUUCCAAAGCAAUUCUCCCUUUUUUCCACUCUCGCGUUUGGAUUCAGCAUGACGAAUUCCUGGCUCGGUUAUUCUGCCACUUUCAUUACGCCGCUGCUUCUGGGGGGAAGCCCAACCGUGUUUUUUGGUCUGAUUGCCGCUUCAAUCGCGAGUUGCUUUAUUACGGCGGGUCUGGCAGAGCUCGCCUCGGCAUAUCCCUCCAGCGGCGGUCAGUAUCAUUUUGCGUACAUGGUAACACCUCCAAAGUACAGUGCCAUAGUAGCCUUUGUUAUGGGCUGGCUGAGUGUAGUGGCGUGGGCCCUCACGAGUGCAUCCACUGCCCUGGUCUGUGCUCAGAUGGCUGGAAACCUGGCCGGAAUAUACCACCCGAAUUAUGAUGUGGAGGCUUGGCAAACUUGGAUGAUCUACAUGCUAUUGGUCUUGACUUCAACGGCGAUUGUCUGUUUCUUGCCAACCGCUCUCCCCCGAGGAGAGAUGGUGAUGUUCGUCAGCAGUUUUCUAGGAUUCAUCGUUAGCCUUGUUACUGUUUUGGCUAUGCAGUCAAACAAACAGUCAGCAAAGUCAGUAUUUAUUGAUUAUGAAAACUCAAGCGGCUGGGGUGAUGGUACCUCCUUCAUAAUCGGGCUUGGGACAUGCAUGUAUGCAUACUUGGCUAUUGAUGGAGCUUGCCAUAUUGCAGAAGAGCUUCCAAACCCCAGCCGUGACGUCCCUCGCGCCAUGGGACUAACCAUGCUCAUUGGCAUAAUAACGGUCAUCCCUUGGACGAUCGCGUUUCUUUUUUCAAUUACAGAUACGGACGCCGUCGCUUCCUCGUCGAUUCCGGUGUAUACGAUUUAUCUACAAGCUACGCGAAGCAGACCUGUGGCCACAUUUCUCACCGUAUGGAUUCUCUUCGUUUACUUCGGUGCCCUGGUAUCAUGUAUUGUGACUACUGGGCGACUUGCAUAUGCCUUUGCUCGUGAUGGGGGACUUCCAUAUUCGAGCCUUUUUGCUCGGAUUCAUCCUACAUAUCAAGCCCCCAUCAACGCGACAUUGGCUUGUGCUGCUGUGGUCAUAAUCUACGGAUUAAUUUAUAUUGGAUCCGCCACGGCUUUCAACAGCUUCAUAUCCAUGUCUAUCUUGUCGCUCAACUUGACUUACGCUCUACCUCAGGCCAUUCUUUUGGUACGAGGUCGGGAACACAUCCUACCAAAACGUUCCUUCGCCUUGGGCCAACACAUUGGGCCAAUUUGCAACGCAUUUUCAAUCCUUUGGGUUUUUUUCAUUACUAUUAUGUUUUGUUUCCCCACAUCCAUUCCUACCACAGUCGCCGAUAUGAAUUAUGUUAGUGUUAUUGUAGUUGGAAUCUCUUUCUUGAUCUUGAUAUCAUGGUGGGGAGGUAAAAGAAAGACUUUCUCCGGGCCGGGGCUUGAGGUUAUGCUAGAGGAUAGCAGGGCAACUGUUCCGGUGAGGGAUGUGUAG